Notothenia coriiceps (black rockcod) is the source of this 884-nucleotide messenger RNA. It is a transcript of the gene eloa, whose product is annotated as elongin A. The record is from RefSeq and is a predicted model, not a curated record. Bases 21 to 884 code for a protein of 287 amino acids. Gene Ontology annotation, cellular component: nucleus. NCBI's taxonomy places the organism in Eukaryota, Metazoa, Chordata, Actinopteri, Perciformes, Nototheniidae. The transcript is spliced from 4 exons.
ACAGGGUACCAGCAGUAAACAUGGCGGAGGACCUGCUGGAAACAGUGGAUAGACUUCAGUCCCGGCUCCUGGAGAACCCGGAGCCUCGAAAGCUGCUGAAGACUUUGAAAAGACUGGGGGAACUUCCCAUGACAGUGGACAUACUGGUGGAAACUGGAGUGGGGAAGAUUGUGAAUUCUUUUAGGAAACACCAACUUGCUGGAGAGGUGGCAAAAGGUCUCGUUGCCAAAUGGAAGAAACUGGUUCCUCAGUCUGCAGACAGACCCACCAACAGCCACAUCAACGAGGCUCCACGCUCACACAAUAACUCUGAAGGCCCGGAGGCAGCAGGAGGCCACAGACGCACCCGGGAGCCCUCCCCGGAGGAAGAGCCCUCCUUCAUGGAAGAAGAAGAAGAAGAGGAGGAGGAGGAGGAGGCAGAAGAAGAAGAGAGAGGCUAUCACACAAACUACUCGCCCUCUCCCCCCCACCAGGAGCAGUAUACCCCUCCACGGCGGGGAGGCUACCAGUCAGACGAGUGUGAGAGCCCCGAGCAUGAACCUGAGCCCGAGCAUGAGCCGAGUCCGAGUCCUCCUCCUCCCCGAAAAGAUGUCCGCUACGUCAAACCAAACAAAGAACCAAUCAAAAAUCACCACCACGGUUCCCACAGCGACAGAAACAGGGACCGAGACGAGGAGCGGCGGCAACGCCAUGCAGAGACGAGUAGUGAUCGAGGAGGAGGAGAAGGAGAAGCCGAUGCCGAUGAAGGGAGGAAACGCAGCGCCGACAGAGAGCGACGGCAGAGUCCGGUACAGAAGUCUGCAAAGCACAGCAGAAAGUCCACCACACAGGAGGGCAAGAGGGAGGACAAGAAGAAGGGAGGAGAUGAGGGUGAGUCUGAUUGA